UGUUGUUCAACAAGGAAAUUGGUAGCCAAAAGUUAUACGAAGCUAACAAAGCUAACAAAACGAACUAAACUAAAGAAAUACGACGCUUCAAAUCCGAAUUACAAGUAAUCAAAAUAAUCAACAUAAAGCGCUGUAAAAAGUGGAAACAAUGAAUUUUUUCGUUAUUGGAUUCCUCAUCAUGCAGGCGGCAAGAUUGGCUUGCGGGACGUGCGUUUUUAUGUCCGAAUAUGGUUUCACACUCGAUUGUAACUUCAAAAAAUCUGGACUGUUUCGUGUACGAAAUUUGGGUGGCGUCAAGGCGCAUUUCGGUUUAGGUCUCAGUGUGGGCGAUGAACUCGGCUUCAAGGAGUCGUUGAGCAUUGUGGAGAGCGAUCGACGACGUGCAAUUAACUAUCGGAAUGGACCGCCAGAGCUGGUGGGCGUGUUGCCCUCCUCGCGACAGAAAGAAGCAACAGUGCAGCAUGCACUACCCGAGAAGCGCAUCACAUCCCGUUCCUCGGGACCCGGAUCCUACAAUCUGCAGCUGCUGCAGCAGGCGGCCAAGGUGGCGAAGAGUCAACCACAGCCACCACAGGGCCAACUAAUGACAGAGGCACGUCCGCUGCCGAUGGGCGUGCCCAUCUUCAAACCCAUACCACAAAAGGCCGGAGGCAACAACGAGCCACAGCCAACCCCAGUUGGGGCACAGCGUCGCAUAGCCGUGGAUACCACACAACCCAGAGUCAGUGUCAACAACAAACUGGUGGAUGGAAAUGUGAAACCGCACUCGAAUCGAACAUUCCAUGCCGACAAUCAGAUGGUGGCGCAACCCAAGCAAUCUCUGCCACAGGCUGUGCCCGUUUUCCAAGCGAUGCCCGACUCCAUUUCCCGGAUUGCCAAUGUAGGCAAGACGGAGUUGGUGUCGCCUCCGGCAGCGGAGCAGCGCACCCUGGGAAAACACCCAAAUUAUCUGCAGUUCGAGGAGCCCAAGUUUGAUCUGCGGGAUGUGACAGUUGAGGAGCUUGCGGCGGCAGCAAAUGUUACCGUAGACACCAUCAAGCAUGCCAUCUAUGUGCGCGAACAGCAACUGAAGGCCGAGCAUCGAGCCAUGCUUGCAUCUAAGCUGCGGGAGGAAUUCAUUCGGACAUCCACAGUGAAGACCACAACGACGACGACGACGACAACACCAAAGCCAAAUCAACUGGCUGAACACAAAGUGUCAAAGGUCAUGAACGCACCCAAGGAGUACUAUCCCGUGGGCUAUGACAAGAACUUCGAUGAUAACUUCAAGUCAAAGGUCGACUUGCCGCCAACGAGUUUCUCCUGCGCGAGGCAAAAGCAUUUUCCAGGUCUCUAUGCCGACACCGACCUGGGCUGCAUGGUAUUUCACGUGUGUGCUUUGACGGAUGAUGGAAUGGUGCGCAAGUCAUUCUUGUGUCCAGAGAACACGUUGUUCGAUCAGACCAUACUGAAGUGCAACUGGUGGUUCUAUGUGGAUUGCAGUGCCAGCAAGAGUGUCUACGAUUCGAAUAUACCCAUCUCGAAGAGCUAUCAGCUGAUGAAAUCGCUCACAUAUUUCUCCAAGUACAACAACCAGAAGAGCGAUCAGGAUGGCGAUAAGGAUGAGAAUGCCGUUGACAUUGAUUCGCUUAGGGAGUCCAUGGAGGGUGUCUCUCGCCGCCUAGAGCAGGCCAAGAAUGCCCAGGCCCAGCUCCAAGAGCUGAAGGCAGGGGAAGAGGGACAGCAGCAGCAGGUGUCCAACUAGUUUUAGUUAUAUAGUUGCUAUCUGAGAUCUAGUUUAAGUUAAGUUCAUGAUCGAGCGUCUCUGGUCGAUUUGCCGUACAUAGUCAAUGUCUUGCGAAAGCCAACAACAAACAAUUGUUGUCUCUGCUGCUGUUUGUCUGUUGUCUGUUGUCUCUGGCCAAUCAAUAUAUACAAAAAACACCCAUAAUUUCCUAUGGCAUUUCCUAGCUAUAGUUAAGUGGAUCAUCUCUAUAUAUAGUUAUAGCUAUAUAUCUAUAUAUAUAUAUACUUUGUAAUCUAGUGCAAUUGUAAGUGAAUGUUGCGGUUAAUAUUACAUAUUU
Messenger RNA from Drosophila grimshawi, 2063 nucleotides. RefSeq lists its product as uncharacterized. Gene Ontology annotation, cellular component: extracellular region. The record is from RefSeq and is a predicted model, not a curated record. Bases 149 to 1744 code for a protein of 531 amino acids. Gene Ontology annotation, molecular function: chitin binding. Lineage: Eukaryota; Metazoa; Arthropoda; Insecta; Diptera; Drosophilidae. The transcript has 7 exons.